GCCGUGUGGGGAGAAGCCCCUGGCCAGCCACCGUCGGUGAUGGGGCUCCGCCUGCCUCUCAGCGCCCUGCUGCUGCUGCUGGCCACCCUGCUGUCGGCCGCGCGCACCCAGCACGACACCGACCAGUCGCAGCCGCCGCCCGAGAAACGCCAGCGCGAGCGCAACCAGUUCGUGCCGUACAACUCGUAUGCGCCGCGCGAGCCCAGCUGCGAGCAGCUGAGAGCCAUGUGGAAGCUCUCCAAGCGACAGCACCGGAACGCAGUGCGCACAAACGCCGUGCCCCGCUACCAGGAGCCGUACCUGCUGGGCCGCGUGCACGACACGCUGCGCCACAACCCGCUGUACGGCGCGCCGCGCCACCGGCCGCAGCCCACCUUCGGCACCGUGGUCAACGGGCCGGGCGAGCACCAGCGUCAGUUCGCCACGCCGGCGCUCACUGAGCUGGUGCAGAGCCGGCCGGCCGGCCGUCCGGCCGACCACAACCUGCGUGACCUGGUCCGCAUGCUGGAGCGGCCCGAGCUGCCGGCGGCGCCGCCCGAGCCGCAGAGUCUGAGCGGCGCCCGGUACGGCCGCGUGCGGCUCUACCCCCGGCCGCGCUCUGACGCCUCGGCGGCCUGGUGACAAAUUUGGGAGGACCCGUCGCCCGCCGGCCGCUGCCACUCCGACGG
Molecule: messenger RNA, 668 nt
Organism: Amphibalanus amphitrite
Lineage: Eukaryota; Metazoa; Arthropoda; Thecostraca; Balanomorpha; Balanidae
Exons: 2
Coding region: 40-621 (193 amino acids)
Source: RefSeq, a predicted model, not a curated record